AUGAACUCCACCACUCUCCCCACUCAAUCUCCCCCUCAAUUAGUGAGUUUGCUGAGAAACAGCUCAGCACUCGCAACCGUGUUGAUUCUAGCCAUUUUAAGCCCGAUAUUGGUCAGAUGGAUGGCUUCAGAUCGUGGAAUCCCAAAGAUCACAAGCUCAAAGUCUUGGUUUGCAAGCAGGCAGGACUUCGCUGCGCAUGGCGUCGAGAUCAUCGAGAAAGGUUUCAAACAGGCAAAGAGCGGCGUGUUUCGAGUCACAGCUUUGGAUGGGUCAGAUUUGGUGCUCUUGGCACCCGAACAUUGGUUGGCAAUAUGCAAGAAGAAGGAUGAAGAAGUUGCACCCGCUCGCAAAGAGUUCUUUCUCUGCGAUUUGCAUGGUGCUCCUUUCGAAGAGCCAUAUCUGUAUCGUUAUCUAGCUUCCCGGAUGCCAGGCUUUGGUAGGUGGAGGCGUCCAGGCAUGAGACAAGAUGAUGAGCUGACAAUGUGCUUUGAAUUGAAAGAUAAACACCUGGACGUCAUCUCCGAGGCUUUAGAUGAGGGAAUCGCGAGCGUUCUUAGUGAGGGCUUCGACUACUCUUACGGUGACAGCAGGCCUGUUAUCAUGCAGCCGCAAAUCUUACACGUCUAUUCCCAUGUAAUAUGGCGAGUCAUCCUUAGCAACAACUUCAAUCCCGAGGUGGUGGAUAUCUUUGAAAGCUAUUCAGCAACACUCAUUCCCGUCAUGAAAGCUCUCAAGGCUCAGCGACCCAUCAUAGCUCGGAUCACCGCAGCGUUUUCAAGUGACGUUCGUAAGGUCAAUGCUCAGCUGGAGAGGGCGACCGCCUUUUUCACCCCUCUCUUCGAGCAGUGUGCCCAAGCCUUGGAGCAAGGCUUGGACAUGAGUUCAGUCAACAACGAUUGGCUAGAAGAAUUGGUUCGCAUGGCACCCGAAGAAAAAAGGCGUGACUACAAAUAUCUCACCAACGUCUUGAUUGGCUUUGCUUUUACCUUCGUCUUUUCUCCGGGACCGUCGACGACGCAGAUUGUGUAUGAGUUUGCGUUCCGUCCUGACUACACUAAACUUGUGCUCGAGGAGGCAAACCAAGUUUUGGGAGAACAGGUGGAUAUCUGGCACUUUACACGGGAUAGUCUCCGGAGGCUGUCGUUGCUGGACAGCUUUUGCAAAGAGACACACAAACACCACCCGACGGCUGCAUCCAACCUGAUGAAAAAGAUUCAUAAGACGCAAACGCUUCCGAAUGGAGUUGUUCUUCCUGCGGGGACAAUUUUCGAAGUUGUCAUGACGGCAGCACAUUUGUCCAACCCAGGUUUCGACAGCCCGGCCAAAUGGAACGGGCGGCGAUACCACGAGCUGCGGCAACAGAUGUCUAAUGGUAUUGGCGCCAAUAAGUAUGACUGGGGCACAGCAACCAGAGACGAUGUCAACUUUGGUUAUGCCUCCCACAUGUGCCCUGGCCGAUGGGCUGGAUGCUCCAUUGCAAAAAUGUUUCUCAUCAAACUCCUGGCUAAAUACGAAAUUCGGCCAGAAGAUGGGGCGAGUGAAAGAUAUCAAGAUUUCCACUCAGGUCAAUAUAUUCUGCCAAACCCAACGAAACAUAUCCUAGUACGACCCAGGAAGUGA
Colletotrichum gloeosporioides is the source of this 1620-nucleotide messenger RNA. RefSeq lists its product as uncharacterized. NCBI's taxonomy places the organism in Eukaryota, Fungi, Ascomycota, Sordariomycetes, Glomerellales, Glomerellaceae. Gene Ontology annotation, molecular function: monooxygenase activity; iron ion binding; heme binding. The transcript is spliced from 6 exons. The coding region runs from base 1 to 1620 and encodes 539 amino acids. The record is from RefSeq and is a predicted model, not a curated record.